AUGCCUACCAAGUAUGACCUCUUCACCAUCAGCUUGACCAGUUGUGAGAUCAGAAAGAACGCUGCGCUGUGCUUCUUCUGGUCUGAGCUUGGAGAUGCCAAGACAGGCACAAACAUGCAGCAACACAGGGAAGAGACUGACCCGAGCAGACCUAGGGAAAUUCCUAACCUGGUGAAGUGGCAAAGCAGGAAUGGCCAAGAGAGGUGGCGACUCCCGCUGCGUUCUGAUUACGCACCCUCUGUCCCAUCUUGUGUGAACAAGCAUCCUCCCCGAGCUCGCCAGCAGGCCCAGGACCCUCACACUUACCAUGUUGACUACUCACUGCUGGCCCCUUUCCAGGCCUGUUGUGUCAUCCGCAGAGAACUGAAUGGCACACAUUAUGGGGUCAGUGGCCUGUCACCAGAUAGAAGGCAACCACUGCGCAACUACGCGGAAGUAAUCUGUUCCUCCUCAUCCUCUCCCAGCAUCCGGCUGCGGCUGCGGCUUGGCUUUGCGCAGGUGACUGGACUCGGUCGUGGCAAGGCUGCACUUCCCCUUAAGUUCCGCGCUCUCACGUCGGCGCACCAUGCAGCCGCCGGGCAGAGCUACCUGUGGAGUGGAAAGCGCGCCUCCACCUCCGCGGCCCGCGCACUAAAGAGGCCCGGAGGGGGCGCGCGAACCCGCGGGAGGGCACCCGGCCGCCUCCCCGCCCCUCCUCGCGGCGGAAGCCCCGCCCCUCCGCGCGCCCGCCCCGCCCCUCCGCGCGCCCGCCCCGCCCCUCCGCGCGCCCGCCCCGCCCCUCCGCGCGCCCGCCCCGCCCCUCCGCGCGCCCGCCCCGCCCACCCGCCCUCCGCGCGCGCUCGCUCGCCCGCCCUCCUCGCCCUCCUCGCGCCCUCGCGCCGGGGGCGGGCUCGCUGCGCGUGCCGGGCGGGGAAGCGGCGCGAGCCGGCGGCGCGGGGAACGUUCACCGCGGGGCCGGCUCCGGGGCCUGAGUGGGCGCCGUCGCCUCCGCCGCUGCCGCUGCUUCGGCCGCCUCGGUCGAGGGGGCCGGGCCGGAGGAGGCUGCGGCCCGCCGGAGAGCCGCCCGCGCGACGCCCCCCUCAGCUCCGGCCGGGAAGCGAGCCAGGUGGGGAGUCCUCCCGGGCUGCAGGAGCGAGCGGGGAGCCUGCGGGGUGGCGGAGCGCGCGGCCGUGGAGCUGCGACCCUGGGGAGACAGCGCGCCGGGCUGGGGAGGCGGGGAGAGGCGUCCCCCGGCCACCCGCGCAGCCCGGCUCGCCCAGGAGGAGGCUCGGCCUUAGGUGCUGA
Onychomys torridus (southern grasshopper mouse) is the source of this 1284-nucleotide messenger RNA. RefSeq names its product serine/arginine-rich splicing factor SR45-like. The record is from RefSeq and is a predicted model, not a curated record. The transcript has 5 exons. Bases 1 to 1284 code for a protein of 427 amino acids. Lineage: Eukaryota; Metazoa; Chordata; Mammalia; Rodentia; Cricetidae.